This is a messenger RNA of Gymnodraco acuticeps, 1942 nucleotides long. RefSeq lists its product as uncharacterized. Lineage: Eukaryota; Metazoa; Chordata; Actinopteri; Perciformes; Bathydraconidae. The transcript is spliced from 2 exons. Bases 74 to 1285 code for a protein of 403 amino acids. Gene Ontology annotation, molecular function: nucleic acid binding. The record is from RefSeq and is a predicted model, not a curated record.
UGAGAGCAGACUAAUUAAGGAACUUUUGGAAGUGGCGGGGGUGCAAAAGUCACACACCACACCUUACCACCCCAUGGGUAAUGGCGUGACAGAACGCUUUAACAGGACGCUGGGGAAUAUGUUGAGAACCCUUCCCCCAACAAUGAAAGCCAGGUGGCCCCGGGUGUUACAGACGCUGACAUUUUGCUACAACUGCACAGUACAUGAGACAACUGGCUUUGCCCCUUUUUACCUCAUGUUUGGCCGGGUGCCACGUCUCCCUAUUGACAUUGUGUUCCAGCAUGGGCUUCAGGAUGAAAGAGUGGUCAGCCAUAAUGAGUUUGUCUCUCAGUUGAGACAGGACUUGUGUGAAGCUGCAAGGAUUGCUCAAAAUCACAGCUUUAAGGAGCAAGCCCGUCAUGCUCGGCUUUACAAUCACAAAGUCAAGGGUUCUCCGCUGGCUGUGGGUGAUCGAGUUUUGUUGGCCAACCGUGGUGAGAGGGGCAAAAGAAAGCUUGCUGACAAGUGGAUUUCUACGCCCUAUGAUGUUGUGUCGGUGAGGGCUGGGAUUAACGUGUACAGGAUAAGAGAUGCCCAAUCUGGAAAAGAGAGAGUUGUGCAUCGGAACCUGCUUCUCCCGGUUGACUUUCUUUUCAUGGACAAGGUUGAAACUCCUGCCUCGUUUGUCAACUCAGAUAAUGGGGAUGAGGAAUGUGGAAGUGGUCAAGUCUCUGUGCAUGUGGACAAUGAAGAUGGCUACGAUCGCACUGUGGACUGGCUCAUGAACUCACCUGACCCAGUCCCUGCCAGUGAUGUUCACUUAUCUGACCCAGUCACUGCCAGUGAUGCUCACUUACCUGACCCAGUCCCUGCCAGUGAUGUUCACUUAUCUGACCCAGUCCCUGCCAGUGAUGCUCACUUACCUGACCCAGUCCCUGCCAGUGAUGCUCACUCACCCGACCCAGUCCCUGCCAGUGAUGCUCACUCAUCUGACUCAGACCCUGACAGUGUGACUCUACCAACCGACCCAGACCCUGACAGUGUGACUCUACCACCUGACCCAGACCCUGUGAGUGCUGCUGACUUGACUGACCCAGACUCAGUUGGUGUUUCUCGUUUAACUUUCACAGAAGUUGUUGAUGAAACCAAUGCUAUUUGCACGCAACCCCAUAGUGUUCAUGCGGGCUGUGGUGGUUCAGUCACUACUAGAUGUGGGAGGCAUGUCAAACCUCCUAAAAAGUUGAUAUAUGAGAUGGCAGCACAGAAGGUUGAAGAUACCUCAUCUGUUACUAGUUCAGUUUAUUAAGAUAUUUGAGGUUUAAGCAGUCAGGAUACUCUACCAGUUUUUUUUAUGGGUUAUAUCCGAGUAGUAUUUGUAUGCGUUUGUAGAUUUGUGGGUAUGCUAUGUGUGUUGCCUUAGAUGAGAUGCUUUGAAGGUGUAAAUGGCAUCUUCUGCUGGUCUGAGAAAGGUAUUGGGCCUGGUACCUCCCUAUCCUUUUUCACUCCCUAUGGGAGGAUUUUGUAUCGACUGUAAUUUGUGUCUUUGAUUUGGUUUCACCUUAAACAACCACCACAAAUAUUUUUUUAUUUUUCUUACCCUCUUGUCUUGAUGAUGUUCAGUAUUUGCCUGGAGUUUAACAGAAUUUAAGGGGGGUGUAUGUAACAGUGUAAAUAAUGAAUGUUUGUUUUAUUAAAUCCUGUUAAACUGGGACUACAGCCAUAAUUUUGUUAUUUUAUUUUAUUUUGAAAAGCCGCAACCGGAAGCUAGUGUUGCGCUGAAUGUGGUGCAUUUUGGGAAUCCGUCAGUAUUAGAGGAUUCUUAGCUUGGAGCAACAUCUCACUGAACUGUGGCUAAACUGUGGAUCUGUGUGUUUAUUCCAUGGUUUGCAGAAUAAACUAAUUGAUAUCUCAAACUGACUCCGGUGAAGUACAAAAAGCAACAGCAAAGCAGGACCCAAGUGUC